CGGGAUGCGGCGGAGGAAAGGCCAGGGGAGCUGGCCGCCCUGAGAGCGGCCCGGGCACUUAGCCACAGAGGCGGGCGGCCGCAGAAGAGGGGCGGCACCCGCUGCGGGGGCUCAAGGGCCCAGGCCUCCCCGAAUCGCGGGGGCUCUCCCUUUCUGGCUGGGAUUGGAAUGGAGUCCCUCCUACCUAGAGGUCUCAAAGCACCGACGGGAAGACUCCCGGAUCGAGAGAGCGCGAUGAGCAACUAUUCGACCCCGCCCUUCGACCCUCGCUUUCCCAACCAGAACCAGACCCGCAACUGCUACCAGAACUUCCUAGACUUUCACCGCUGUACCAAGAUCAUGAAGAGGCGGGGCAAGGACUCGAGCCCCUGCGACUACUACCGCAAGGUCUACCACUCCCUGUGCCCGCUCAGCUGGGUGCAGCGCUGGACCGACCAGAUCCGGGAGGGGACGUUCCCCGGGAAGAUCUGAGGGGCCCCCCGAAAAAUCCUCGCAGCCGGCAGACUUAACAAGAAGACUUUUAUUAAAAAACUAGUUGCAAACUGCCCGUCA
Messenger RNA from Monodelphis domestica (gray short-tailed opossum), 552 nucleotides. Its product is annotated as cytochrome c oxidase subunit 6B2-like. The record is from RefSeq and is a predicted model, not a curated record. Gene Ontology annotation, cellular component: mitochondrion; respiratory chain complex IV. NCBI's taxonomy places the organism in Eukaryota, Metazoa, Chordata, Mammalia, Didelphimorphia, Didelphidae.